Cygnus atratus (black swan) is the source of this 2723-nucleotide messenger RNA. It is a transcript of the gene GRIA4, whose product is annotated as glutamate ionotropic receptor AMPA type subunit 4. Gene Ontology annotation, cellular component: dendritic spine; plasma membrane; postsynaptic membrane. NCBI's taxonomy places the organism in Eukaryota, Metazoa, Chordata, Aves, Anseriformes, Anatidae. The transcript has 16 exons. Bases 15 to 2723 code for a protein of 902 amino acids. The record is from RefSeq and is a predicted model, not a curated record. Gene Ontology annotation, biological process: monoatomic ion transport; modulation of chemical synaptic transmission; synaptic transmission, glutamatergic. Gene Ontology annotation, molecular function: AMPA glutamate receptor activity; transmitter-gated monoatomic ion channel activity involved in regulation of postsynaptic membrane potential.
AGGCAAAAGAGAAGAUGAGGAUAAUUUGCAGACAGCUUGUCUUGUUGUUUUCUGGCUUUUGGGGACUAGCAAUGGGAGCUUUUCCUAGCAGUGUGCAAAUAGGUGGUCUCUUCAUCAGGAACACAGAUCAGGAAUAUACUGCUUUUCGAUUAGCAAUUUUUCUUCAUAACACCAGCCCCAAUGCAUCUGAAGCACCUUUUAAUUUGGUUCCUCAUGUAGACAACAUUGAAACAGCUAACAGCUUCGCUGUAACAAAUGCCUUUUGCUCCCAGUAUUCUAGAGGAGUUUUUGCCAUUUUUGGACUAUAUGAUAAGAGAUCAGUACAUACCUUGACCUCAUUCUGCAGCGCCUUGCACAUCUCCCUCAUCACGCCGAGUUUCCCUACCGAAGGUGAGAGUCAGUUUGUGCUGCAGCUGCGGCCAUCUCUGCGAGGAGCCCUCUUGAGCUUGCUGGAUCACUAUGAAUGGAAUCGCUUUGUCUUCCUGUAUGACACAGAUCGAGGUUAUUCAAUACUUCAAGCAAUUAUGGAAAAAGCGGGACAAAAUAGCUGGCAAGUCAGUGCCAUCUGUGUGGAGAAUUUUAAUGAUGCCAGCUACAGGCGGCUUUUAGAAGAUCUGGACCGAAGACAAGAGAAGAAAUUUGUAAUAGACUGUGAAAUAGAGAGGCUUCAGAAUCUCUUAGAGCAGAUUGUGAGCGUGGGAAAGCAUGUUAAAGGAUACCAUUACAUUGUUGCCAACCUGGGAUUCAAAGAUAUUUCUCUGGAGAGGUUUAUGCAUGGAGGAGCUAAUGUGACUGGAUUUCAGCUGGUAGAUUUCAGUACACCAAUGGUAACUAAACUGAUGCAGCGCUGGAAGAAGCUGGACCAGAGAGAAUACCCAGGAUCCGAGACCCCACCAAAGUAUACAUCUGCAUUAACAUAUGAUGGAGUACUUGUGAUGGCUGAAACUUUCCGUAAUCUUAGAAGACAGAAAAUUGAUAUUUCAAGAAGAGGAAAUGCUGGUGAUUGUCUUGCUAACCCUGCUGCCCCAUGGGGUCAAGGAAUUGAUAUGGAGAGGACAUUAAAACAGGUUCGAAUACAAGGAUUGACAGGAAAUGUUCAGUUUGACCACUAUGGUCGCAGAGUCAACUAUACGAUGGAUGUCUUUGAGCUGAAAAACACAGGCCCCCGGAAGGUUGGUUACUGGAACGACAUGGAUAAAUUAGUUCUGAUUCAGCAUGAACCUACACUUGGAAAUGACACUUCAGCCAUUGAGAAUAGAACAGUAGUUGUCACUACAAUUUUGGAAGCCCCAUAUGUUAUGUUCAAGAAAAACCAUGAUACGUUUGAAGGGAAUGACAAGUUUGAAGGAUACUGUGUAGAUCUGGCGUCAGAAAUUGCAAAACAUAUUGGUAUCAAGUACAAAAUUGCCAUUGUUCCUGAUGGAAAAUAUGGAGCAAGGGAUCCAGAGACAAAAAUCUGGAAUGGGAUGGUGGGAGAACUUGUUUAUGGGAAAGCAGAGAUUGCUGUUGCGCCUCUGACCAUCACUUUGGUACGAGAAGAGGUCAUUGAUUUUUCUAAGCCUUUUAUGAGUUUGGGGAUAUCCAUUAUGAUCAAAAAGCCCCAGAAAUCUAAACCAGGAGUGUUUUCCUUCUUGGACCCUUUGGCGUAUGAGAUCUGGAUGUGCAUAGUCUUUGCCUACAUUGGUGUCAGUGUGGUCCUGUUCCUAGUUAGCAGGUUUAGCCCAUACGAGUGGCACACAGAAGAACCAGAGGAUGGGAAAGAAGGACCCAGUGACCAACCUCCCAAUGAGUUUGGCAUAUUCAACAGCCUCUGGUUUUCCCUGGGUGCCUUUAUGCAACAAGGAUGUGAUAUUUCCCCAAGAUCCCUCUCAGGUCGCAUUGUUGGAGGUGUCUGGUGGUUCUUCACGCUCAUCAUUAUUUCAUCCUAUACUGCUAACCUCGCUGCUUUCUUGACUGUUGAGCGAAUGGUCUCGCCCAUAGAAAGUGCAGAAGACCUUGCCAAACAAACUGAAAUUGCUUACGGGACACUGGACUCAGGGUCAACCAAAGAGUUCUUCAGAAGAUCAAAAAUAGCAGUGUAUGAAAAGAUGUGGACCUACAUGAAAUCAGCAGAGCCGUCAGUGUUCACUAGGACUACUGCAGAGGGAGUAGCUCGUGUCCGCAAAUCCAAGGGCAAGUUUGCCUUCCUGCUGGAGUCCACCAUGAAUGAAUACAUUGAGCAACGAAAGCCUUGUGACACCAUGAAAGUGGGAGGAAAUCUGGAUUCGAAAGGCUAUGGCGUAGCCACACCGAAGGGUUCUCCAUUAAGAACUCCUGUAAACCUUGCCGUUUUGAAACUCAGUGAGGCAGGCGUCUUAGACAAGCUGAAAAACAAAUGGUGGUACGAUAAAGGUGAAUGUGGACCCAAGGACUCUGGAAGUAAGGACAAGACGAGUGCCUUGAGUCUCAGCAACGUUGCUGGAGUCUUCUACAUUCUGGUUGGAGGCUUGGGCUUGGCAAUGCUGGUGGCUUUGAUAGAGUUCUGUUACAAGUCCAGGGCAGAGGCGAAGCGAAUGAAGCUUACCUUUUCUGAAGCCAUAAGAAACAAAGCCAGAUUAUCCAUCACGGGAAGUGUGGGUGAAAACGGCCGCGUAUUGACUCCCGACUGCCCGAAGGCCGUGCAUUCUGGAACUGCAAUUAGACAAAGUUCAGGAUUGGCUGUAAUUGCAUCGGACCUACCAUAA